AUGCGAGAGAGACGGUUUAGCGCGACCACGAGCGCUGCUCGUGGAAACAAAACCGCGACGAAUAUUGAAAAGAAAAAGACGAAAAAGAAGACCUCGCUCUCUUCGUCGGUAUCGUUUUCGCAGCUGGUGUGCUCUCCAGAAGAAGCUCUCAACGAGAAGAAUAUCACUUUAACGACGACGACGGGGAAAAACAACAACCUUGGUUUUAAAAUGAUUCGAACGGAAUUGGACCAAGUCGUUCGGUGUGCCGAGAAGAGUACUGAUACUACUACUGCUACUCAUAACAACGAGAGAGGCGGCCACCAGAGAUUAGUCGCUCGCGUGGUGGUUUUGGACGACGACGAGGACGAGGAGGAGGACGAGGAGGACGAAGAGGAGGAAGAUUCGGACGUGGAGGAGGAGAUUGAAGGAACGCAAGUUCCGCUCAGCGCAGGCGGGGGGAAGAAGCGUAAGAAGAAGAAGACGGAUGAUAACAACAACGGCGAGAUGGGAGAUUUUGAUGUUGUUGAUGAUGAUGAUGAAGAGAAAGAAGAAAAUGCGCAAAAACUAUUCGCGACGACUUUGACGACGGCGACGCCGGCGACGGCGAGGCGAAACAAGGACAAGUUUCGAUUGCAUCAGAUGUGCGCGGAGGGAGACGCGCUCGGCGUGAACGCGUGGUUAUUAAAGUCGUCGUCGUCGUCGUCGCGGAGACGGCACGUGAAGAAUAUCGUCGAUGAGAAGAAGAAGAAGAAGGGGGUAAAGUCGGCGAAGAAGUUUUUCGCGAGCGGGACGCCGGCUGACGCGAUGGGAGGACAGACGUGGCCGCCGCCGCCGGUGAAGGAGAUAUUCGAUGCAAAAACCGGAAGGAAGUUGACGCCAGAGGAUGGGAAAAGCGGCGAUGGUGACGAAGGGGACGAUGAAGACGACGACGAUGACUCCGCAAAAUACGACGAAAAAGAAUGCGAUGUGAACGUUCGAGACGAUAACGGUAACACGCCGCUCGCGAUCGCAUCGGCGUUGAGCGAUGAAGAGGUUUCGGUAUCUAUUACCGAAGCGCUUCUCAGGGACGAACGCAUCGAUGUGUUUGGCUUUUGCGACGUGGACGGAUACGCCGCCGUGCACUGGGCGUGCAAAAUCGGUAAUGCCAAAACGUUGGAAAUGUUGCUCGCGCACGAUCAAUCACUGGUCGACUUCCGAGCGGAUGAUUUGAAGUGUAGCACUCCGGCGAUGGUCGCGUCGAGGUACGCGCAAAUCGAGUGUCUAAGCGUUCUGAAAGCGUUUCGGUGUGACAUCAAUUUGCGAGAUAUUUACGGAACCUCGAUAGUAUACGAGUGCGCCAGCGAACUGGGCACAUUGAAAGAACGAACCAAAUGGCACUCGAAAACACGAAAAUUUCUGUUGGAUACUUUUCCAGAGCUCCGCGUGGCUAUUUUACACCACGCGGAUUGCGGUGAUCACGUUUCUGUCAGACCGCAUCAAGAAUCGCCCGAUCGAAUCGUCGCCAUUUUGAAAGCGCUUGAAAGCGCUUCGGACGAUAAGUCGUCGCUGAAAGCGAGCGGAGGCGGAUUUUUCAAAGACGAGUUUCAUCUCGACGACGCGUUCGAGGAAGCCGACCCCGAGGAUGUCCUUCGAGCGCACACGGAAGACUACGUGGCGACCCUGGCUGAACUCGGCGAAGCCGUCGGCGAUACGCCCAUCGCAUUCACACCGUUCGUACAAACAAAAAGAGGAGUACCGCCGAGGAAAAUAAAACCAAUCGCCAACUCGGAUACGUUUUGGUCGAGUGGGACGUUACGCGCCGCUUCGCGAGCCGCCGGGGCUGCCGUAGAAGGCGUCAAACGCGUCGUGGAAGGGAAAAGUAGACACGUUUUUUGCUGCGUGAGGCCGCCUGGACAUCACGCAGGCUUGGAAGGUGCCACGGAAAACGCCGUCUCGUCGGGAUUCAGUCUCGUAAACAACGCCAUGAUUGGUACGUUUGUCUCUCUCUUUUUCUCUUUUCGUUCUUCCGUUUUUUGCGUCCGUUUCUCGGCUCUCAUAGAAAGCGCAGCGACUGUCCUUCUCUGUUUUGACGAAGUGACCCGUGUCGUUGUGACUGAUACCAGAGCCACACAUCAAAUUUUUGUUUAA
This is a messenger RNA of Bathycoccus prasinos, 2109 nucleotides long. RefSeq lists its product with no specific name. Bases 1 to 2109 code for a protein of 702 amino acids. Lineage: Eukaryota; Viridiplantae; Chlorophyta; Mamiellophyceae; Mamiellales; Bathycoccaceae. Gene Ontology annotation, molecular function: protein binding. The record is from RefSeq and is a predicted model, not a curated record. The transcript has a single exon.